Molecule: messenger RNA, 2243 nt
Organism: Drosophila willistoni
Lineage: Eukaryota; Metazoa; Arthropoda; Insecta; Diptera; Drosophilidae
Gene: Vap33
Product: vesicle-associated membrane protein-associated protein B/C
Exons: 7
Coding region: 428-1225 (265 amino acids)
Biological process (GO): endoplasmic reticulum membrane organization
Cellular component (GO): plasma membrane; endoplasmic reticulum membrane
Molecular function (GO): FFAT motif binding
Source: RefSeq, a predicted model, not a curated record
AACGCAUGCGUUUGACGGCUUUUUUGCAUUCACUUAGGGAAAAAAAGAAAAAGUUCUGCGCGAAGAAAGAAAAGGUUAAAAUUCCAUUAAACAUUAGAUAAACAGGGUAAAAUACAUUGAAGACACUUUUACACAGGCAGCUAGACACGUUGAUCGUUUCGUUUAUUUUUUUUUUGCAACAAAAAUUUCAUGUGUGUUUGAUAAAAAUUUUUACCGAUAUUUCGGCAUAAAGAGAGCGAGAGGAGUAGCAGCAGAGACUAAGCAAGACGACACCCCCGAACAGCAACGAGACGAAGCGUCGAGGCUACGCGACUACGCAAAAAAUACAAUAAAAACGAAAAUAUAAGCAACAGCAUCGACAGGCAGCGCGCAAAAACCGCACAAAAAACAGGAGAAGGAAGAGAAGUUACAAACAACAGCAGCAAGAAUGAGCAAACCUCACUUUGAUGUGCCACUGACCAUUGAGCCAGAACAUGAAUUGCGUUUUGUGGGUCCUUUCAACCGGGCUGUUGUCACAAUAAUGACCCUGCGGAAUAAUUCGGCAAUGCCAUUGGUUUUUAAAAUCAAGACCACCGCACCCAAGCGGUAUUGCGUACGUCCAAACAUUGGCAAAAUUGCUCCAUUUCGAUCUACCCAGGUUGAGAUUUGCCUGCAGCCGUUUAUGUAUGAUCAGCAGGAGAAAAAUAAGCACAAGUUUAUGGUUCAAAGCGUGCUAGCACCUAAUGACGCCGAUUUAACUGAUUUGAAUAAAUUAUGGAAGGAACUAGAGCCUGAACAGCUGAUGGAUGCUAAGCUGAAAUGCGUCUUUGAAAUGCCCAGCUCCGAGGCGAAUGCUGAGAACAAUAGUAGCGGCAACGUCGCUGGCGGUGGCAGUGGCAUCAGUGCCGGAGCUGGAGUUAAUACCAGCUCAACCAGCGGCGAGGCUAAUAAAGUUGGCGACGGCAUCAGCAAAUUGGCGUCUAAUGAAGACAAGACUUCAAUUAUGUCCGAUGCUAUAGAAUCUAUGACUGGGGAAAUAAAGACACUGCGCGAAUGCAAUAGCGAACUACGAACAGAAAAUCUAAAGUUGAAAGAUCAAGUUACACGUUUCCGCAGCUCGACCGUUAAGCCGGUAAAUGAACCCUAUGCCCCGGUUUUGGCAGAAAAACAGAUUCCGAUCUUUUAUAUUGCAAUUGCUAUUGCUGCGGCUUUUUUGGGUCUGUUAUUGGGCAAAUAUUUUCUCUGAAUGCCAUUAAUCCAACAAUAGCAACUAUACCAACAUCAGAAAAUAACUCAACACCAACAACAAUAGCAAUAAAAGCAGCAACAACAACGAAUGCAGCAGCAAAACAAAGUGCAGAGGUAAAGAGUGCGGUUAUUUGAAUCUGCAUGGAGAAAAUUGUAUUUAAAAAAAUUAACAAAAAAAAAAAAAAAUCAACAAUAUGUCAAAACCUAAAACAAACAGAAAAGUUUUAAUUUUGCAUUUUCCAUUUAUCUUUUUACUUGUUCAAAGUCAUCAAAACUAAGAAAUAAUGAAAAAGAAACAAAGCAAAAAAAAAGUUAUACAUAAAGUAAAAAUAUUUUGUUUAAAGCCGAAAUUUUUAGUUUUCGCAAGAGAUACAGAAGGAGCAAUAAAGUAGACAUUUCUAUUUGUGCAAACAAAAAAGUGAUGUAAAAUCUUGCGGUUAGGCAGCAAAUGUUUUUACCACCUGACCUGUUUCAUUGGCGCACACUGAAAGAAAUUUACCGGCCUAUUAGAAACCUAUACAAAUUAAGAUCCAAAUUUAAAUGAAAAUUAACUGCUUUACUUAAUUGAGCAGGAGUUUGUUUGCGAAUAGAAUGCACUUAACACGAAAUUUGAAUAAAAGAAACAAAUGCAAAAUCAAAAACGUCGGCUUAAAAAGCUGUUCAACGUUGUGGCUCUCUACAAAACAAUAAAAAUUGCUUCACUUUUUCUCUCUUGCUCUCUCUUCAUGUCAUUCAAUUAAUCACUAAAGACACAAUAAGAGAAAUUAUUUGUCAUUUCCAUAAAAUUAGUUUUUUUUUUUGUUUCUACAAUGAAUACGUUGUUAUUAAACUGUACAGCAACACAGGAAUACUUGCAGUAGUUCAUUCUUAUUCUUGAUAUUAUGUAAUUCUGUUGUUGCGUUUAUCAGUUAAAACAUUUAUAGGCACACUCCUUUAAAUGCAGACACUUACAAAACACAAAAGACACGUCGCAAAAUAUAAAGAAACUUUUACAUGACAUUGACAGAAUCCUAUGG